Actinia tenebrosa (Australian red waratah sea anemone) is the source of this 1572-nucleotide messenger RNA. The record is from the annotation of a RefSeq genome assembly. Lineage: Eukaryota; Metazoa; Cnidaria; Anthozoa; Actiniaria; Actiniidae.
AUGAAUAAAUUUUUAACUCGUUGAGUAUUUUCCACUAAUCACAAAGAUAUCGGAACUUUAUAUUUAGUGUUUGGAAUAGGAUCCGGUAUGAUAGGCACAGCUUUAAGUAUGUUAAUAAGAUUGGAGUUAUCUGCCCCUGGUACUAUGUUAGGGGACGACCAUCUUUAUAAUGUCAUAGUGACGGCACACGCCUUUAUUAUGAUUUUUUUCCUAGUAAUGCCAGUAAUGAUAGGAGGGUUUGGUAAUUGGUUAGUGCCACUAUAUAUUGGCGCCCCCGAUAUGGCCUUCCCACGACUAAACAAUAUUAGUUUUUGGUUACUUCCUCCCGCGCUUAUACUAUUAUUAGGCUCUGCCUUUGUUGAGCAAGGAGUAGGAACAGGGUGGACAGUUUAUCCUCCUCUUUCUGGCAUUCAAACGCACUCGGGAGGGGCGGUCGACAUGGCCAUCUUUAGUCUUCAUUUAGCGGGUGCGUCUUCUAUAUUAGGGGCAAUGAAUUUUAUAACAACCAUAUUUAAUAUGAGAGCCCCGGGAUUAACGAUGGAUAGACUCCCACUAUUUGUGUGGUCCAUUUUAAUCACUGCCUUUUUAUUAUUACUCUCCCUACCAGUUUUAGCGGGUGGAAUAACCAUGCUUUUAACAGAUAGGAAUUUUAAUACAACUUUCUUUGACCCAGCAGGGGGUGGAGAUCCCAUCUUAUUCCAACAUUUAUUUUGGUUUUUUGGGCAUCCGGAGGUUUAUAUUUUAAUUCUUCCAGGAUUUGGAAUGGUAUCUCAAAUUAUACCAACCUUUUCUGCUAAAAAUCAAAUUUUUGGAUAUUUAGGCAUGGUAUAUGCCAUGUUAUCUAUUGGAAUAUUAGGCUUUAUUGUGUGGGCACAUCACAUGUUUACGGUUGGAAUGGAUGUUGACACAAGGGCUUACUUCACUGCAGCGACUAUGAUUAUAGCUGUUCCAACUGGGAUAAAGGUGUUUAGUUGAUUAGCCACCAUUUAUGGUGGGGCUAUUAGGCUAGACACACCUAUGCUUUGGGCCAUAGGGUUUGUCUUUCUUUUUACAAUAGGAGGCUUAACCGGGGUAAUUUUAGCUAAUAGUUCGUUAGAUAUUGUUUUACAUGACACCUAUUAUGUUGUAGCCCAUUUUCAUUAUGUUCUAUCAAUGGGGGCUGUUUUUGCUAUAUUUGGUGGGUUCUAUUAUUGGUUUGGGAAAAUAACUGGCUAUUGUUACAAUGAGCUUUAUGGUAAAAUCCACUUCUGGUUGAUGUUUAUUGGGGUUAAUUUGACAUUUUUCCCUCAACAUUUCUUAGGCCUGGCGGGAUUUCCAAGGCGAUAUUCUGACUUUGUCGAUGGUUUCGCGGGCUGGAAUCUUGUUAGUUCCUUAGGAUCGACCAUUUCAAUUGUGGGUGUACUAUGGUUUGUAUAUAUAGUAUAUGAUGCCUAUGUUCGAGAGAUAAAAUUUAUUAAUUGAGUAGAGAAUACUGGGUCUAGUUGGGCCUCUUUAGAAUGGGUUCAACCGUCCCCGCCUUUGUCUCAUACUUAUAAUGAAUUACCUUUUGUUUAUGGGCCUUAUCGAUCUUAA